UUGUGAAAAUUGGGCCCAACCUUCUCGGCCGAAAAAACUGGAAAUAAUCGCUACUUGGCUCUUCUUCUUCUUCCUUCCUUAUCCAACACUACACCAUUGCCAUGGCGGGAAUCACCGGUUUCAACCGUCCCUGCUUCCGUCCCCUCUCUUCCUCUCUCUCCUACUCUUCCAUCCGUUUUCCUGCGCCGCAGCUCAGGCUUCCGCGCCGCCUCUCUACAUUCCCCAGGAUUUACGCGUUGACCAGCAACGACAUUAAAGUUGGCCUCAACAUUGAAGUGGAUGGAAAUCCGUGGAAGGUUAUUGAGUUCCUUCAUGUUAAACCUGGAAAGGGGGCAGCUUUUGUACGGACCACAUUGCGAAAUUAUGUGACUGGGAAUCAAGUUGAAAAAACUUUCAGAGCUGGAAGUAAGAUAGAAGCAGCUGACAUAUCCAAAGAAACCAAGCAAUACACUUACAAAGAUGGUGCCCAGUAUGUAUUCAUGGAUUUGAAUACAUAUGAGGAAUCCCGCCUGAAUGCGGUGGAUGUUGGAGAUAAGGACAAGUGGUUGAAAGAAGGCAUGGACUGCAAUUUGUUAUUCUGGAACGGGAAGGUCAUUGAUUUUGAACUUCCCAUAACUGUGAAGUUGAAGGUGACUGAAGUUGAUCCUGGCUUAAAGGGCGACACUGCUCAAGGAGGAUCAAAGCCGGCAACUGUUGAAACUGGUGCUGUGGUAUCGGUUCCAUUGUUCGUAAACACUGGUGAUACCAUUCUGAUAGACACCAGAACUGGGCAGUACAUGAGCCGCGCAUAGCCUGCUUUUUAUCCUUCUUGGGAGGCUUCCAUGAUUUUGAAAUUGAAGAGUACUCAUCUAGUUCACCAGCAUCAAUAUUUUGACAAUUCCUAUCUACUGAGGUAUCGUGUGUAAUGGAAACCUCCUUUAUAUUUCUAAUCAUGCAUAGAGGGCACAAUAUGUAGAAUCAAAUGAAUUCAUUCCUGUAUAUGUUGCAGAUUAUAUAUUUACUGAGUAAACUGCUGAUGCAUUA
Messenger RNA from Salvia hispanica, 1023 nucleotides. Its product is annotated as elongation factor P (EF-P) family protein. Gene Ontology annotation, molecular function: translation elongation factor activity. Gene Ontology annotation, cellular component: cytoplasm. Gene Ontology annotation, biological process: translational elongation; peptide biosynthetic process. The record is from RefSeq and is a predicted model, not a curated record. NCBI's taxonomy places the organism in Eukaryota, Viridiplantae, Streptophyta, Magnoliopsida, Lamiales, Lamiaceae.